Messenger RNA from Cervus elaphus (red deer), 1733 nucleotides. It is a transcript of the gene CPSF4, whose product is annotated as cleavage and polyadenylation specific factor 4. Lineage: Eukaryota; Metazoa; Chordata; Mammalia; Artiodactyla; Cervidae. Gene Ontology annotation, cellular component: mRNA cleavage and polyadenylation specificity factor complex. The record is from RefSeq and is a predicted model, not a curated record. The transcript is spliced from 8 exons. Bases 154 to 885 code for a protein of 243 amino acids. Gene Ontology annotation, molecular function: zinc ion binding; RNA binding.
GGCGGUGGCGGCGGCGGCGGCUGCGAGGCGAGGCGAGGCGAGGCGAGGCGAGGCUGCGGGGCGCCGUGUGCGGCUGAGCCGGCGGCGGGUAGAGGUGUGAGGGCGGCCGGGGAUCUGAGCGGGAGCCGGGCCGGUGUGGCCGCCGCCGCCACCAUGCAGGAAAUCAUCGCCAGCGUGGACCACAUCAAGUUCGACUUGGAGAUCGCCGUGGAGCAGCAGCUCGGGGCGCAGCCGCUGCCCUUCCCCGGCAUGGACAAGUCGGGAGCUGCUGUCUGUGAAUUCUUUUUGAAAGCUGCCUGUGGCAAAGGGGGCAUGUGCCCGUUCCGCCACAUCAGUGGUGAGAAGACGGUGGUGUGCAAGCACUGGCUGCGGGGGCUGUGCAAGAAGGGGGACCAGUGCGAGUUCCUACACGAGUACGACAUGACCAAGAUGCCCGAGUGCUACUUCUACUCCAAGUUCGGGGAGUGCAGCAACAAGGAGUGCCCCUUCCUGCACAUUGACCCCGAGUCCAAGAUCAAGGACUGCCCGUGGUACGACCGCGGCUUCUGCAAGCACGGCCCCCUGUGCAGGCACCGGCACACGCGGAGAGUCAUCUGUGUCAAUUACCUUGUGGGAUUCUGCCCGGAGGGGCCCUCCUGUAAAUUCAUGCACCCUCGAUUUGAACUGCCGAUGGGAACCACCGAGCAGCCGCCGCUGCCGCAGCAGACGCAGCCACCCACAAAGAGAACCCCGCAGGUCAUCGGGGUCAUGCAGAGUCAAAACAGCAGUGCAGGCAACCGAGGACCCCGGCCGCUGGAGCAGGUCACCUGCUACAAGUGUGGUGAAAAAGGACACUACGCCAACAGAUGCACCAAAGGGCACUUGGCCUUUCUCAGCGGACAGUGACAGCAGCCGGAGCCGGCUCAGAGCAGCCUGGGGGCCCCGUGCGGGCGGCGCUCUGGGCCAUUCCUGGGAGUGUGCGUCUAACUGUUUAACACCAGCGGUGGUGCAGCUCUGGCUGGAGCCGGCAGGCAGGCACCUGGGUUUUACCCUUAGGGGCUCCGUCUUGUCAGUAUCCCCGUCAUUUUGCUGUAAUCUCCUUUAAAAGGGGAACAUAUUCCAGUCUGGCCCCUCAGGUUGGCCUCCUGUCUGGGACUCCGCACACCACCCUCUCAGGAGAGAGGGAGCUGUGGGAAAGGGCUUGUGCUUAUGGCAGUUCUGUAGAGAGGGCAGCCCUUCCCCUCGGGCCUCCUUAAACACCGGGGGCUGGUGGAGUGUUUAAAGCUGCAGCCGGGUCGUGCCCGCUUCCUCCCUGUCCUGCCGAAUCAGAGGCUCAUCUGUUGGUGGGAUUUGAACGAGGCGGCCCCCCAGGGCAAGCUCACGCGCUUGCUGCCUCAGCCGGGUCCUGCUCCCCGGUGGCCACGGCUGAGGAAGGGUGCAGGGCCAAGGCUGUCAGGUGUGAUGGCCUUUUUCCUCUGGGCGUAUCUUCCCGGGGCACCUGCCUGACGGUGUUUAAGGUACACCUUACGCUGGAGCUGCCGCCAGCCUUUCCACAGACACGCAGUCCACCUGUGCACCUACCUCCCGUGCCAUCGAGCAUCUGUACUGUCAGACACCACCGGCCCAGAGGAGAGGCCCCUGCCUCUGAGCCUGGAAAUGUGAAACUGGCACCUGCAACCUGCGGGGCAAAUGGGCCUAUUCGAGUUCAACUACAGGAACCAUUUCUAUGAAGCUGAUUAAAGCUUGUUUUGUAA